Rotaria sp. Silwood1 is the source of this 345-nucleotide messenger RNA. The record is from the annotation of a GenBank genome assembly. NCBI's taxonomy places the organism in Eukaryota, Metazoa, Rotifera, Eurotatoria, Philodinida, Philodinidae.
AUGUGGAAUAAUCGUAUUAUGAAAUGGAGCAACGGUGCGACAACAGGUGUUGCUGUAGCAGGUGGCCAUGGCAAAGGACUAUGUAGAACACAAUUGAAUUUUCCUGCAGGACUGCUUGUUGAUCGAUUUGGUGCGUUAUAUGUAGCAGAUUGUUGGAACCAUCGAGUGAUUCGCUGGUACGAUGGUGCACCCUGCGGAAGUGUCAUUGCUGGUGGAAACGGUCCUGGAAACGGCGUCUACCAAUUGAGUUUUCCUGAAGGUUUGGCCUUUGAUCGAUAUGGUAACCUUUAUAUAUCAGAUUCUAACAAUCAUCGCAUCCAACGAUUUCAAAUUCAGAAGAUUUGA